CUCCAGUUUUCUCCCCCUUCUUUUCUUUCUUCAUGGCCUUUAAUCUCUCUCUUACAACUCAACCCACUGCAUUUCUUGACGAGUUUAUCUUGCCUUUUAACACCUGGGUUGUUUCAACAGGCAGCACCUCGCACCGCCCAUGACGCUUUCUUACCAGAUUGUAUGCGCCCUAGAAAUCAAAACACCUACUUAAACACACACACACACACACAGAGGAUUCUCACUGAUCGGUAACACAGCCCCAAAGACUCAUCAUUCACAACUCUCUUUGUGUCCAUUUUUGAUAUGGAGAACCUUUUUUCGACUUUAUUCACCAGCACAGGCAACACCACCAAUACCACCAAUGCUAGCAACGCAAUAAUGGGUUGUCCUCAGAAUUCCCAGUUCUCUUCUAUGUAUGGACCAUUGAGCUACCAUUCAACACCUUCAAAUUCCAUAACUCAGUCAAGCUGCGUUCCGCCACAGUACUUUAUGCCAGCACCUUGUGAAAGUUGGCAAAAUCCAUACAUGCAUUCUCUAGAGAAGCCUAGCCAUCAUACACCAUCUACAGAUCCCUUCCUUCUUGCCAUGGCUGGCCAAAAUGCUUUUGAAAUGCAAAGAUCAUGCAUUUUGCAGCCUAAUGCGUUACAAUUAGAGCAAGAAAGGAGAGCUCUUGAUGCAUACAAGACCAAGUUGGCAAGGUGUAAGAGAAAACUUGCACGACAAAGUAAAACUUCUUCAACUCAAAUAAUGGAUGCAAGGAGAUUGGCUUUGCAUGGUGCUAGUACUAGUGGCCAAAGAAGCAGAAGCAAUACCAGCGAAGAUCUUUACGAGUUCUUAACACCUGAUAACAAGAGACUCAGAGCGGUGCUUAGGAAGGACUUGAAGAAUAGCGAUGUUGGAUCUCUUGGCAGAAUUGUCCUUCCAAAGAGAGAAGUAGAGGAAAAUCUUCCUGUCCUAAAUGAUAAAGAAGGAAUCCUACUUUUUCUCAGAGAUGUAUACUCUAACCAAGAGUGGGCCUUAAAGUUCAAGUUUUGGUCUAACAACAAAAGUAGGAUGUAUAUUCUUGAAAAUACUGGAGAAUUCGUAAAGCGAAAUGGGCUGGAGACUGGAGAUUUCCUUACUCUUUACGAGGAUGAGAGCAAGAAUCUCUAUUUCUCUAUCUCAAGAGUGGGAAGAUCAGCAUCGGUGCCAUCUCCAACAUCACAGCCUAUUAACCAUAACUGUAACUGCCUAUACACCCCGCAUAUGUGCCAAGCCAGGGAUGAAGAACAAUCAUCUUUAGCGCUACUUAUAGAACAACUCGACCAAAAGGAGCAAGAAGAAGCUGACAGCCUCGUGGCUGUGCCUCCGGACUCUGCUUACAUGGACAGCGUACAACUAACCAACAAUCCUUUCAACAACUCAAGUACCUAUUCCCAACCAGCAUCUUCAGCUAUGCAACCUUCUUCACCAAAUGGUAAAAUGAAGGCGGUAGAUGAUUCUCAUGUCGAUGACUGCUAUACAGGUCUCGGUGUGCUCCCUGAUGUCUACCGAUACAAUUUUUCGCUAUGAUCUAUUGGAUAGCAUUAACCAUAAAUAUCUAGAUUCAUAACAUGAAAGAAGAUGGGGUGACAACAUUGUCAAAGCAUGGUUGAUGCAACUAAAAGGUUGAGUAAUCAGUUGUUGAUUGUAAUACGACCGCUAGCAAUUCCCCCCACUGAUAUUUAGGAGGACAUAGAGAAGAGACAUUCUUUUUUAACAAGGGUAUUGGAUAUUAGAAGGUCCUAUCUUGUUUU
Populus euphratica (Euphrates poplar) is the source of this 1757-nucleotide messenger RNA. RefSeq names its product AP2/B3-like transcriptional factor family protein (gene LEC2). Bases 286 to 1533 code for a protein of 415 amino acids. Lineage: Eukaryota; Viridiplantae; Streptophyta; Magnoliopsida; Malpighiales; Salicaceae. Gene Ontology annotation, molecular function: DNA binding; DNA-binding transcription factor activity. The record is from RefSeq and is a predicted model, not a curated record. The transcript has 6 exons.